AUGGAUUCCAAGUACUUGCGUUUAUCCCAGGAUGCAUCAGAUCUGCUUUAUUCAGGAAACGAAAAGGAGGGAAAUGGCCGCCGACCUCGGUUCUCGUGGCGAAAUCUGAUAUUGUCGCUCUCGCCCACGCCAACAGGCUUCGCCAAGGUCGACUCUCUCACGACCACAUGGGACCAAUUCUGGUGGAACACGGCUUACAGUCCCAAGAACCACUCCGAUAGCGACGAGCUGUGGGAAGCUAUCCUCCCGUCCCAUGGUUUCGUGGCAAUGGACCGAAAAUGGGCGGAGCAGAGACAAUGGCCGGCAUCGAUGUACCUACCGGGCGAUCACAGUAAGGGUGUCUAUCUGUUGGAAGCCUAUCAUCAACUGCACUGUCUGCGGAUCCUACGCAACACGUUUUGGGAAGCCGUUGACCAUCGACCAUUUACCUAUCACCCGUCGAGCCACAUGGAGCACUGUUUUGACACGUUACGCCAGUCUGUGAUGUGCAAUGCAGACAACACUCCGCUCUACACUUUUGGGGACAAGACGGCUGGGGAUGGCCAGCUCCACCGCUGCCGAGAUUGGAAUGAGCUUCGCGAUUUUGCGACCGAGAAUACUGCCUGCUAUCGGGAUUCUGUGGGGGAUAUUCCUCUUGGAGAACAUUUCGGAUAUUGCGAUGAGGGGGUUGAUGGUCUGACCGCAGCUUGA
Molecule: messenger RNA, 690 nt
Organism: Letharia columbiana
Lineage: Eukaryota; Fungi; Ascomycota; Lecanoromycetes; Lecanorales; Parmeliaceae
Exons: 5
Coding region: 1-690 (229 amino acids)
Biological process (GO): mycotoxin biosynthetic process
Source: RefSeq, a predicted model, not a curated record